This is a messenger RNA of Zea mays, 1353 nucleotides long. RefSeq names its product 3-beta hydroxysteroid dehydrogenase/isomerase family protein. The record is from RefSeq and is marked provisional. Gene Ontology annotation, cellular component: mitochondrion. The coding region runs from base 173 to 1093 and encodes 306 amino acids. Lineage: Eukaryota; Viridiplantae; Streptophyta; Magnoliopsida; Poales; Poaceae. Gene Ontology annotation, molecular function: protein-containing complex binding. The transcript is spliced from 7 exons.
GUUCCAGCAGCCCCACACCCCACGCCACCGGACCGGAAACGCGAAGCAGCCCCACACUGCCCACGCGGACACGCUCUGCACCACCACCUGCCGGCCGUUCCCGGCUCGCCGCUGCCGUUGCGCCCUCGCGCUCACACCUCCGCCAGCCCAGGUCCAUCGAGCGGAGAAACCCAUGGCCCCCUCGCCGAUCCUCGUCCGGCCGCCGGCGCUGGCGAAUUCACCCCUUCCGCCUCCCCGAUGCGUGGCCGCGGUAGCAGCGGCGCCGGCGGUUCGGACGGCUCCAGCGGCCCCAUUCUCUAGGCUCCGUACCAAGUGUAGGUUCGCCGCAUCGGAUGUGAGAGAAGACUACUCUUCCACUCCGAUAGAUAUUGUCGCUGAUGUUAAGACGGAGAAGAUUGUGGUGUUAGGAGGAAGUGGAUUCGUUGGUUCUGCGAUUUGCAGAGCUGCUGUAUCCAAAGGCAUUGAGGUUGUGAGCUUCAGCAGGUCAGGAAGACCAUCUUACUCUGAUCCCUGGGUUGAUCAAGUCAAUUGGCUGCCAGGAGAUGUUUUCUAUGCAAGAUGGGAUGAAGUAUUGGUUGGGGCUACUGCUGUUGUGUCUACCCUUGGAGGGUUUGGCAAUGAAGAACAAAUGAAAAGGAUAAAUGGUGAGGCAAAUGUCAUAGCAGUAAAUGCUGCAAAAGAAAAUGGAGUCCCAAAAUUCAUUUUAAUCUCCGUCCAUGACUACAACCUUCCAUCCUUUCUUCUUACAUCGGGUUACUUCACUGGCAAGAGAAAGGCAGAAUCUGAAGUCCUUUCCAAAUACCCAGCCUCGGGUGUCGUGUUGAGGCCAGGCUUCAUUUACGGUAAAAGGAAAGUAAAUGGCUUCGAGGUACCACUCGACGCUGUCGGACAACCAUUGGAGAAGUUGCUCUCCUCUGUCGAAAACUUCACCAAGCCGUUGAGCUCGCUGCCUGCCUCUGACCUAAUCCUUGCACCCCCUGUGAGCGUGGAUGAUGUUGCCUAUGCUGUAAUCAACGGAGUCAUAGACGACAGCUUCUUUGGGGUGUUCACGAUUGAACAGAUCAAGGAAGCCGCGUCCAAGGUACGAGUGUGAACCCGGGGUCUUGUUCCACAAUCUCUGAACGUGUGUUGUAGGUGGAAAGUUCAUAAACUUAGCAGUAACUCAUUGAUCCUUGUGUUCUUUAUUUCUCGCUGAAUUUUGACCAUAGUCAACCGUUCAAAAGUCAGUGCAGCAUUCUUUUUUCUGCUGGAAUCUCUUGAGAAAAUAUAGUUUCCAAACUAGCCCUUAAUGACUUAAAGAGCUAGCAAAAUAUGUAGUACUGUGUGGGUCACCGAACUGUUAUGUUGGUUCAC